AUGGUAUUGGGGCUGCCUGAAAUCCAAAAUAGUGAUACCGAGUGUCAAGGAUGCGCACUGGGGAAGAAUCACAGAGAGUCAUUUCCCAAAGAGUCAAAAUGGAGAGCAAAGGAGCCAGUAGAAUUGCAAACACCAAGUCUGAGUGGAAACAUAUAUUUUAUUACCUUCAUAGAUGACUAUUCAAGAAUGUGUUGGGUUUAUUUUUUGAGAAACAAAUUAGAGGCAUUCCGUGUGUUCAAGAAGUUUAAAGCUAUGGGAGAGCUUCAAUGUGGAUAUCAUGUAAAGAAGUUGAGAACAGAUAGGGGAGGAGAGUUCAUCUCAAAUGAUUUUGCAAAGUUUUGUGAAGAUCUGGGGAUAGAAAGACAGCUCACCGUUGCAUACUCUCCACAACAGAAUGGAGUUGUAGAAAGGAAAAACAGGACUGUUGUGGAGAUGGCAAAGUGCAUGAUUCAUGAGAAGAAACUUCUUUACAACCUCUGGUGUGAAGCAGUGAACACAUCAGUGUAUCUGCUAAACAGAAGUCCUACAAAAGCUUUGGAGAAUAUUACACCGUUUGAGAAAUUCAAUGGAAGAAACCCUGGGAUUAAACACCUGAAAGUGUUUGGUUCAGUGUGUUAUCCUCUUAUUCCAGGAAAUUUGAGGCACAAAUUAGAAGCAACAAGUGCCAUAGGUGUUUUUAUUGGAUAUGGUGUUUGUGAGAAAGGGUAUAGAAUAUUGAAUCCAACGACUCAAAAGGUCUUGCUCUCUAGGGAUGUAAUCUUUGAUGAGAAUGGCAAAUGGGAUUGGGAGAAGCACAAAGUCAAGGAAGUUUGCAUUCCUCUAUCUGCAAGUAAGCCUUUAGACAUGGGUAGGAUGGAUGAAAGGCUUGAAUCUCAGGACCAAGUGAUAUCUGAUGGGUCUCAAAUUGAAGUUAGACAUUCUCCAGUCACUAACUUUGGUGAUUCAAGUAGCCUUCUAUCUACACCUCAGUAUGAUGAUACACCACUGAGGUACAGGAACUUGAGUGAGAUUUAUGAAAGAUGUUAUCUGUGCAUUGUUGAGCCUGAAUGUUUUGAUGAAGCUACACAGGAUGAGGCAUGGAAAAAGGCAAUGGAAAACGAAAUGAAUAUGAUUGAGAAAAAUCAGACAUGGGAGUUGGUAAGAAGACCAUUCGAUAAGCCUGUGAUUGGGGUCAAAUGGGUGUAUAAAACAAAGUUGAACUUAGAUGGCUCGGUUCAAAAGAAUAAAGCAAGGCUAGUUGCAAAGGGCUAUGCACAAAAGCCCGGAAUAGAUUAUAAUGAAACCUUUGCACCUAUGGCAAGGUUAGACACCAUAAGAACUCUUAUUGCACUAGCUGCAAAGAACAAUUGGAAGCUAUACCAGUUGGAUGUGAAAUCUUCCUUCUUAAAUGGUGUGCUUAAAGAGGAGGUGUAUGUAGAUCAGCCCGAUGGAUUCAUUGUGCAAGGAGUGGAGGAUAAAGUGUACAAAUUGCACAAGGCCUUGUAUGGUUUGAAGCAGGCACCUAGAGCAUGGUGUGGAGAGAUAGAUUCCUACCUUGCGCAGUGUGGUUUCAAAAGAAGUAUUAGUGAAGCAACAUUAUAUACCAAGUGCAGAAAAGACUCAGAUAUGAUCAUUGUGUCUAUAUAUGUUGAUGAUAUAGUUUAUACUGGAAAUUCUCAAGAGUUAUUACAGGAGUUUAAGACUGAUAUGAUGCAUAAGUAUGAAAUGAUAGAUUUGGGUUUACUACACCAUUUUCUAGGAAUAAGGGUUAUGCAAACUGAAUAUUGUAUCUUCAUACAUCAGAGAAAAUAUGCCUCAACUCUGUUGAAGAGGUUUGGGCUCCAGGACUGUAAACCUGUGAGCAUUCCCCUAGUACCAAAUGGUAAACUGAGGAAGGAUGAUGAUAGUGGAGCUGCAGAUGAAGCUCAAUACAGGAAAAUUGUGGGAAGCUUGCUGUAUUUCACAGCAACAAGGCUUGACAUAAUGUAUGUUGCAUGCUUGUUGGCAAGGUUUAUGCAUUGUCCUACAAACAAGCAUUAUGGAAUUGUAAAGAGAGUUCUGAGAUAUAUUCAAGGGACUCUUGAUUUUGGUUUGGAGUACAAGAAAGGAGAAGGUUCAGUUUUGGUGGGUUUUUGUGAUAGUGACUAG
This is a messenger RNA of Prunus armeniaca (apricot), 2127 nucleotides long. NCBI's taxonomy places the organism in Eukaryota, Viridiplantae, Streptophyta, Magnoliopsida, Rosales, Rosaceae. The record is from the annotation of a GenBank genome assembly.